CGUUGUCGCUUGACGAUGACGUCAUCCAAACAAUGCCGUUUUAAACUCGCCUGGGAGAAUUAGCGCCGCCAGACAAUAAACGAACAUUUUCAACAGAAACGCUAAAGAAACGAUACUAACAACAGUCAUGUCUGUGAAUUAUGCUGCUGGACUCUCCCCGUACGCGGACAAAGGUGUUUGCGGACUCCCGGAGACGUUUGACAGUCCUGAGGAGAUCAAAGCCAAAGUGGAGACCCUCGCUCAGUUGAUCAAAGAAUCUCAGUACUUGGUUGUCCACUCUGGAGCUGGAAUCAGCACCUCCACAGGCAUCCCUGACUUCAGGGGUCCUAAGGGUGUUUGGACGUUAGAAGAAAAGGGUGAGUCACCUCACUUUGAUACCACUUUUGAAGAUGCCCGCCCCAGCUUAACUCACAUGGCCCUCCUGGGACUGCAGAGGGCCGGCUACCUCAAGUAUCUCAUCAGCCAAAAUGUGGACGGCCUGCAUGUUCGAUCAGGCUUCCCCAGAGACACGUUAUCAGAGCUUCAUGGGAACAUGUUUGUGGAGGAGUGUGAAAAAUGUGGCAGGCAGUACGUUCGAGAAAAGGUGAUCGGUGUGAUGGGGCUGAAACCGACAGGACGUUACUGCGAUGUGGUUCGAUCCAGAGGACUCAGGGCCUGCAGAGGGAAGCUGAUCAGCACUAUACUGGAUUGGGAGGAUGCUCUUCCUGACAGAGACCUGAACAAAGCAGAUGAUGCAAGCAGACGAGCAGACCUGGCGCUGACUCUGGGCACGUCAAUGCAGAUCAAACCCAGUGGAGACCUCCCGCUCCUCACCAAGCGCAAGGGAGGGAAAAUAGUUAUUGUCAACCUGCAGCCAACCAAACAUGACAAGCAUGCACACCUGCGUAUCCAUGGUUACGUGGACGAUGUGAUGAAACAGCUGAUGGAGCUGCUGGAAUUGGACAUCCCGAAAUGGGAGGGACCGACUGUCUGCGAGACGUCCACAGCCACCUCUGAGUCCACCGGAGAUAUGAAACCACCGCGAAGCGUUAAUGCAAAGGACAAGGUGAAAAAAGAGCCUAUUAAAGAGGAGAGGAAAAGAGAAGCGACUCAGCUAACAGACAAUGUCAAGGAGGAGGCAGUUUCAGUAAAGAGGGAGAGAGCUGACUCUUCAGUGGAGAUAAAUGAAGAGAAAUAGCCUCAGGUGCUUUUCCCUCGCAAUAACUUCAUAACACAAACCCGUCCAGAAACAAGGCUUACAGCUGUGGGCGACAUGUUUGAUCAGUUUCUUGGAGGACAGAGAUUCAUCUUAUCUUCUGGAACAAGGACUUUUCUAGUACUGUAGUGGUUUUCUUAAUCGCAGAUUUAUCACACUCCCCUCGCAGCCACGAGAGCCAGCAAGUCUCAUAAAUUGAUCUCCUCUCAGAAGGUUGAUUGGAUAUGUUGUUUUUGCCUAAUAAGAAAACUUGUGACUGGGAUGUCAGUGUUCCUUCUUUCACAGCAUGCGGCGUCUUUGCGUGUUAUCUGACUUGGAGAAGCAGCCUUUUACCAGACAGAAUAAUGAGAUGAGAUCUGGAGCACAUCAUUAUAAAUAACAUUUUAAUAAGGUACCUUAUUAAAAGCUUUAUUUAUAGCCAUGUGCUCCACAUCGUGUCCCUGCAGAUUCUCUAUAAAGACCCCAUGGUUCGGUAUGUCAUGAAAAAGAACAUCAAGAGAGGAUCUCCUAGUCUGAUACAGUUGGAGGGGAAUUUUAGGUUAAACCUGGUCACAAACUAAUAACACUGUAUGUUUCUAGGAAAAUAUUUUUAUCUCAGGAAAUAUCUGUUUACCCCCAAGGAAAAUGACUCGUCCCAUUUUUUGUUGUUUUUUUCUUUUCAAAUAUUAUAUACAGCAUAAUUACAUUUUGCAAUAAACACAAUGGUUUUGUGGUA
Molecule: messenger RNA, 1910 nt
Organism: Acanthochromis polyacanthus (spiny chromis)
Lineage: Eukaryota; Metazoa; Chordata; Actinopteri; Pomacentridae
Gene: sirt6
Product: sirtuin 6
Exons: 8
Coding region: 128-1177 (349 amino acids)
Molecular function (GO): NAD+ binding
Source: RefSeq, a predicted model, not a curated record